Panonychus citri (citrus red mite) is the source of this 3299-nucleotide messenger RNA. RefSeq names its product homeobox protein SIX6-like. Gene Ontology annotation, biological process: regulation of transcription by RNA polymerase II. The transcript has 3 exons. Gene Ontology annotation, cellular component: nucleus; transcription regulator complex. The record is from RefSeq and is a predicted model, not a curated record. The coding region runs from base 1277 to 2407 and encodes 376 amino acids. NCBI's taxonomy places the organism in Eukaryota, Metazoa, Arthropoda, Arachnida, Trombidiformes, Tetranychidae. Gene Ontology annotation, molecular function: RNA polymerase II cis-regulatory region sequence-specific DNA binding; DNA-binding transcription factor activity, RNA polymerase II-specific.
AUUGACCAAAAAGAAGAAGAAAGAAAACCUGAAACCCCAUUGAAAUUCAUCCUGAUUCCUUUUACUAGAAUUUUAUUUCUCCAAUUGGAAAAGAAUAUAAAAAGAAAAUGGUUACAUUUAAGUUUCAUAUAUGAAAAGAACGCAAAUGGACAAAUCGUGUAACUCGUGGACAAAACAAUUCGAAGACACAAUCGUUUUUACCAGAAAAUACAAGAGAAAGAGAGAAAUAAAAUUAUAGGUACUGGAAGGAAAAUUCGAAGUUGAAUAGAAAAUAAUCUCGAUUAGUGAUCUCCCCAUCCCUCUCCCUUUGGCCUGUUCGUUGAUUAAACCAGAAAACAUUGAAUGAUUACGAUAGUAAACGUUAAUUCAAUAGAUGGCUGGACUAUCAGUUUCAGUAUCAUUCGAGGUUUCAAUGAAUUCUGUCACCCUGAUACCCUAGAUAUUGUACCAAUAGCAACACCUCAUCUCCUCAUAUUCAACUCCCACAAACUCCACCUUCUCAUACCUUUACCAAGUAAUAAUACGCUCGAGAGAGAGAGAAAGAGAAGGAGAGAAAGAAAGAGAAGGAGCGAGUGAGAGAGAAAGAGAGAUGAUCAUGUAUAUAUAAGUAUUGAAGGCGGAGUGUAACUAGAAAAUCCUACACAAGAAAAGAAAGAAAAGAAAGAGAAAAGUAGGAAGUGGCCUAAUGAGAGAGAAGAGAAAAUAAAGAAGAGAAAAAGAAAUAGAGAGAAAGAGAGAGGAUGAUGAUGAAAAUGAUGAUGAUAAUGAUAAUGAUGAUGAGAGUGAUCAUGAAGGAUGAAAAAAUAGAUAUAACAUUAUAAGCUUAUAUCGAUAGCUUUGUUUCCCAGCAUCAACAUCAUCCCAAUAUCAUCAUCAUUCAUAUUAUUACACCAACAACAACAAUCUAAUAUAUCCAAAAGUUAUAUACCUGAGAUUUUGCUAAUUGUUGAACUUGUAACUUUUUUCUCUCCUUUUAAUUAUUGUGAAUUGUGUUAUUUAGUGUAAGUGAAUGUUUAGUGAUCAAUUAAAACUAAUUGGUGAUCAAUGUUUUAAUUUGAUUGGCAAUCAGUGAAACAACAACUUGAACAACAAUUUUGAUUGACUUUUGGUUUUAAUUUUUUUUGUAAAAUCAUAUCGUUUUCGUGUUUAAUUUAUAUAUAUUAUUUCAGAAAUAAUUUGUUUCUCUCACCAUUUUAUUGAUUGUACAUCAAGGUUUCUCUAUAAAUCAAUCACAAUUGAUAAAUUGUCCAAACUCGACGAAAACAUAUUGACAACUAUGUUUCUACUACCAACAUUAAACUUUAGUGUUGCUCAAGUAGCUACGGUUUGUCAAAAUUUAGAGGAUUCGGCUGACAUUGAAAGGUUAAGCCGUUUCCUCUGGUCACUUCCUGUGGCUCAUCCAAAUUGUGCUGAAUUAGCAAAAAGCGAAGCAGUUUUAAGAGCACGAGCUUUGGUCGCCUUUAGCACCGGCAAUUACCGGGAAUUGUACAAUAUACUUGAACAUAAUCGUUUCUCUCGAGGUUCCCAUCCAAAGUUACAAUCAAUGUGGCUCGAAGCUCAUUACGCUGAAGCGGAGAAACUUCGUGGUCGUCCAUUAGGUCCAGUAGAUAAAUAUCGUGUUAGGAAAAAGUAUCCACUUCCUCGAACCAUUUGGGACGGUGAACAGAAGACCCAUUGUUUCAAGGAGAGGACAAGGUCACUUCUCCGUGAAUGGUACUUACAGGAUCCUUAUCCUAAUCCAACCAAGAAAAAAGAAUUGGCCACACAAACUGGAUUAACACCGACUCAGGUCGGAAAUUGGUUCAAAAAUCGACGACAACGAGAUCGAGCUGCAGCCGCUAAAAACAAAUUAAUACAACAACAAAUGCACCAACAGAAAUUGAAUAUGCAUGGACACCAUUCAUCAGUCCAUAAAGAUCGUGAUAGAGAUCAUCAUCAUCAUCAUCAUCGUGAUCGUGAUUCUCAUUCCCAUCAUCGAUCCUCCCUUUCCGGUAAUACAGUUAUUAGUCCUUCCUCAGUAGGAACCAAUGAUACCUCAUCUUUACAUAGAUUCAGCGUUGAAUCAUUAACCGGUAUACGAUCAUCAUCAUCACCAAAUUCAGAGGGUCAUGGCCCGAUAAAUGGAUCAAGGGGCGAUGGUGUAAGUGGCUGUAAAAGAGAACCCUUAGAUCUAACAUCAGAUGAAGAUGGUUCCCUAGGUAGUUUAGGUGAUGGAGAUUCAGAUGAUGAUCUUGCAGAUAUCGACAUAGAUGAUGAUGAUCCUAUUGAUAUUGAUGAUAAACCAGCAUCACCGCCGUUAACUUUUAAUCAAUCACUAAUAAAUUUGGAGAAAAAUUUAAAAGCCUCUGUAGCCAUUGUGGUCAAUAAUCAGUUGACCGGAUCAAAGAUUGUGGAUAAUAAACAUUGAUGAAAUAUUAAUAAUAUAUAACAAUUAACACGCUAAUCAAUCAAUAGAUUAUCUCUCUUUCUGUAACAAUUAACUUCUCAUGUAUCCCUGAGGUAAACAAUUAAGUGGACAAAUCAUGAUAAACAAAUCAUGGUCAUCUCUCUCUCUCUCUCACACACACACUCUCACUACUGCAAAAGCACAAAUCAUGGCAAUUUAAUUGAGAUCCAAUUAUAACUUAAUUUUGUUUUGUUUGUUUAUUUGGUUUAUUGGUGAUUGAGAUAAUCAAGAAUUGGAACAAAAAAAGAAAGCAAAUAAUUUAAUAAUAUCUUCUCAUUAUCCAUUGAUGAUGAUGUUACAAUUAACUAAUAAUCAAUUGAUUGUCCGGUAAACUUUAAAGCAAAGAAAAGGGGAAACCUUUUGUAAACAAAUUCUGGAAGUUAAAUCAAAACAAAGUCAAAGUGAAAUCAGCUGAUAAUUUAUCAUCUCCUUUAAAGAUGAUACAACAUUGGAAGAUAAUUGGAAUAUCAUCUGACCCACUUUUAGAACUUUCUCCUUCAUCUCUCUCUCUCUCUCUCUCUCUCUCUCUCUCUAACAAUCAUGUUCAUCAUCUUCUUCAUCCUCAUCAUCUUUCUCCUUUAUUUUCUUCACAUUCUUUUUCGUACUCAUCUUUUUAUCUUCAUAUUCAUAACUCUUUGCUCUCUCUCUCUUACUCUCUCUCUCUCGCUUCUCUAUCAUCUUCAUCUUCGCUGUCUAUAUAAAUAUUGUUACUGUCUGAAAGAGAGAAGAAAACGAAAAUUCAUCUUUCUUUUCUCUCUGUAAAAAGAAAAUCUCAUCUUCAUCAUCAAAUUAUAAAUACAAUAUAAAGAAAAAAGUUCUAAACAAAAAAAAACAACAAAAUCGAACAAAACUU